Coregonus sp. 'balchen' is the source of this 7774-nucleotide messenger RNA. Lineage: Eukaryota; Metazoa; Chordata; Actinopteri; Salmoniformes; Salmonidae. The record is from the annotation of a GenBank genome assembly.
UUCCUCCUAGCUGAACGAUGUCAUUUCCCGGAAGAGACAGCCAAGAGUGGGCCAUUCUCUUUAGUGUUUGCCUUGUAUGCCUUUUCCCCACCUCUUCACUACCAACAUUUUGAUCCAAAAUCACACGGGAAACCCUACACAAUUGGAGCAAAACCAAACCAAUACAACAUUUAAGCAACGUAUCCAAUGGAGUAACUAAGAACUGGACAGAAGGAUAACGAGGUGAGGUUUAUUAGAUGCCUCCUGACUAGCUAGCUAGUUUGCUUAGCUAGCGUCUCGAGCUACCUAGGCUAGACAUCCAUGAUCCAUCAAUUCCUGCAGGACAGGAGUUAGAUAAGCUAGCGGCUUCAGAUUUAUGCCGGAUUCAAACCUUUUAUUGCUAAAUAUAUAGUUCAUGACUGUUUUAGAAUAAUAUUUAAAAUGCUAAUACACAUGACAUGAGUGUCAAAUGUGUUGACGUCGCCCAGAUAAUUAGAUUGUUAGCUCGCUAGAUAUUUGGCUAGGCUAACUAGUUAGCUGCCGCCGGUACUUGACAAGCGUGCAAACAAAUGGCACAACUGCAAUAACUUGUCUAGCAAGACCGGGGCAAUCAAUAACACUUGACAACGUUUUGCAAAAACAAAAAUGACAACUAACGUGAGUGUGUAAUGUUCGUAUAUGAAACGAACAUUAACUAGCUCAGCUGGAUAUUUAGUUAGUUACUUGCCAACUAGCCAGACAGCUAACGUUAGUUGUCUAGGUUGGCUAAGUAGCUAGCAGAACACACCUUACAAAGAUCCUCCAAACGACUUUCUCUUGUAAACUUGUCCUCUUAGCAAGUUGGGCAUUAAGUUCUACAGUCUGUAGAGAAUGACGAUUGUCACAACAGCCAGAUGAUGUCUAAGUUACUAGCUAGCCAUUAUUGUAUUGCAGGGAAACAUAGUACAUAACUGACAGUUUAUUGGAUUUAUUGCGGUCCAUUCAUUCUUGUUUUAUGAUGCAAAUUUACAGCACCCUUAUGACCUUUUCAUGCAUGGGUGUUGUUAGGUGUUACAAAUUAAUUAAUCUGUAUCUCAUAACCUUAAAUUGCAGGGAACAAUCUACCCCAAAACAAACCCUCUGUCUAAACCAUUCUCUUUGUUAUCCUCUUUUCAGGCAGGGCUUUGCAGUCACUCACCUCAAAGUCAAAUAAACCUUAAACGUCUAUCGCUGCUGCACUGAAGAGUUCCCAUCUCGAACCUACCUACUGCCUGACUCCACCAAACCCAACUGGCCAGUAUGUCCCAGCUCCAGUUCCAGUGUCCGGGUAACCUUAUGUCGAGCGAUGCUGCCAGCCCCAUGCAGCAGCUGUCUCAACACCAGCCAGGGUACAGUAUCCCCUGUGCCUCUGGCCCCCUACCCUCCGAGAGCGCCAGUCACCCGCUCCUGAGCUCAGCCCUGCCCUCGGGCUCAGCCACUCCCUUCAGCCCCGCCUCCACAGGUCUGUCGGUGUGCGUGCGUUGUGUGUGUGCACCAAAGCUGUAUGUCUGUGUCUCUCUCAAUGGACUUAUCUGUUUUUGUUUAUUUGUUUUUAGUAUCUAACAUGGCAAACCCUAAAGAGAAGACCCCCAUGUGUCUGGUGAAUGAGUUAGCCCGUUUCAAUAAGAUCCAGCCUGAGUAUAAGCUGCUCUGUGAGCAAGGACCAGCUCAUUCCAAGGUAACUCAACAACCCAACCACUGACACUCACUAGCAAGCAUGGGGCAUGUUCAUUAGAGUACACUCACUGUAGCAAAGGGUUUUGCAACUGAAAACAAAAGCAAGUGUUUCUUGUUGAAGUUUAACUUCACAUAGUACCUCAUCAUUUCUGGCCUUUUUCUGUAAUUUUGUGCCUACUGAACAUAACCCUAGGAGAUCAGUCAUCACUGUGCAUUUUUAUGUCUACCUCCCUGCUCUUAAAUACUUGUUCAUUUCAAUAACAGAGAUGUGAAUCCCUCUCUCUACUUCUCUCUAUUCUGUCUCUUUUCUUCCUCCCCCAGAUCUUCUCAGUGCGGUUAUCGCUGGGGGAUCAGCACUGGGAGGCAGAGGGGACCAGUAUAAAGAAGGCCCAGCACUCUGCAGCUGCCACAGCCUUGGCCCAGACCACACUGCCCAAACCUAGCAUGAAGAACAACCCCCGCAACAACACAGGCAAGAACCCAGCACGCCUGGCCAUGUGUGCAUGCGUAUUUCUGAGAGAGGCUCAGGUCAUCACUUUGAGUCGCUGAGUAUCAUGAUUGGGGAAACAUUGAUAGUCAGUGGCGUUAAGUAGUCUACAUUCAAAAGAGUUUGAUCACCAGGUGUAUUCAAGUUUUGGUCCCUAUUGUUCUGUAAUGUUUGUGUUUUCUGUUGUGUGUGUCCUAACACAGUAGAUUGCAUGACACACACGGUGGAGCUGAAUGCCCUCUGUAUGAAGCUAGGGAUGAAGCCCAUGUACAAGCCCAUAGACCCCUACCCUGGGAUGAGACCAUCCAGCUUCAACUACAACAUCAGGGCCCCAGGGCCUUACCAACGCUCCAUGCAACAGUAUGUCCACUCUGGGGAGGGUCAUUAGUCACUCUCAGUAAAAGCUAUACCUGAGCGUCUCCUGUCUUCUCUGUGUGGUCAGGUACUACUACCCGUUUCCCCCGGUGGGGCCGGUGCUGUACCACAUGGAGCUGAACAUCGGGGGCCAACAGUUCCAUGGGAAGGGGCGCACGCGGCAGCUCGCCAAACACGACGCCGCCGCCAAGGCACUGAAGACUCUGCAGAAAGAGCCCAUACUGCUGCAGCAGCUGCCUGGGGUCAGUCAGAGCUGCCUGGGGUCAGUCAGAGCUGCCUGGGGUCAGUCAGAGCUGCCUGGGGUCAGUCAGAGCUGCCUGGGGUCAGUCAGAGCUGCCUGGGGUCAGCACUGGAGGGAAAUUCUGGUAACUUUUCCAAAGUUCCAGGGUUUUUCCAGAAAUCCUGGUUGGAAGAUUCCCAUUUCUAGGAUUCCUUCCUUGCUUAUUCCCUUCUGUUUCUGGGAAUCCUCGAACAGGAAUUCCUGGAAAAAGUUGGGUGGAACUUUGGGAAGGUUUCUAGUAUUUUACCCACAGGGCAACACCUGCUACAUGGAUCACUACACCUGUCUGCUUCACAAUGUGAAGGAAGGGCACAUAUGUGACUCAAUACUGCCACACAAAGCAACUCCGCUGUAUCAUAUAGCCACGCCGCUGCAACAUACACAACUGUCAGACAGAAUGUUUUGACACAAACUUUGUUGAUUUCAGACUAAUGGAGAAGACACAGAGAACUUCAAUAAAUCAGAAAUCAGCCAGGUGUUUGAGAUCGCACUGAAGAGGAACAUGCCUGUCAACUUUGAGGUAGGCUAUAGUCCUGCAUUGGCUUAGCUAAAAGUCAUUUAGAUUGAUCAAGUCCAGUUUGAACAAAUAAUUGUUUCUCUCCUGGUGACAUACCUUUACAUUGCUAAGCCUUUUUCGAAUUAUUUGUCUUUCUCUAACCUCCUCCCUCCUUUCCUUCUCUGACCCACAGGUUCUGAAGGAGGCAGGUCCGCCUCACAUGAAGAGCUUCAUGGUGCGUGUGGCGGUGGGGGAGUUCUGUGGUGAGGGCGAGGGCAAGAGUAAGAAGAUGGCUAAGAAGCUGGCAGCUACAGCUGUGCUGGAGGAACUGAGGAGACUGCCCCAGCUGCCCCCCAGCGUGGAGAAGAUUCAGCCAGCACGCAUCAAGAAGAAAACCAAGUCCAUCGUUAAGGUGAGAGGACCAGGGGGAUGAGGUCAGGGAGAGUAGAGAGCGAUAGAGCAUCUUUAUUAUCCCAGAUGGGAAAUUUGCUAGCUAACAGUGAGUAAAGGAACAGUUUCUAAGGAAUGUUUGUUCUCGUGUGUAAUGCCUAAUAUCUCUCUCAUUCUCUCUCUCCCUACGCCCCUAGCUGCAGACCAGUCCAGAGUAUGGGCAGGGCAUGAACCCCAUUAGCAGACUGGCUCAGAUCCAGCAGGCUAAGAAAGAGAAGGAGCCAGAGUACAGCAUGUUAACAGAGAGGGGGCUGCCCAGACGCAGGGAGUUUGUCAUGCAGGUAAGACAGGAGGCUCAAAUAGCCUAGUCCUACAUGCUCUUGACCAAAUCAACCCCAUAGCGCCUAUUCUCGAGGCCUAGGGCGCUUGUAGAGGUCUAAGGGGAUUGAACAGGUGUGAACAAAUAUGGCAAACAUGACACCGAUCCUAUCAGAGGGCAAUUUAGCACCAUAUUGCGUAUGCCUAUCUAGGCUAGUUCCCUCAGAUCUCCAUAAGUGUCUAUGGUCGGUUUUGGGACCAAUCUUUCCUCUCUUCCUGACCUGUGGUUUUGGUCACCAGGUGACGGUGUGUGGCCAGUGUGCGGAGGGCAUGGGCCCCAGUAAGAAGGUAGCGAAGAGGAACGCAGCAGAGAAGAUGCUGGAGCUUCUAGGUUUCAAAGUGCCUCAGCCUCAGCCCCACAAACCUGCGCUCAAAAUGGACGAAAAGGUACAGUAGGUCCCAAAGAGCCACCAGAGGCAUCCCAGCCAGACAUCUGGUUUAGUUAGACCCUAAUCAUGUGCUCAUCUAGCCAGCAGUAGAGAGUUUGUGUUGACUUGAAUGACCAUUGAGCAGCCAACUGACAUGUGCUCUUUCUGUUGAUCAUGUGACCCAAGGUCCCGCAGAAGAAAAAUGGAGACGGGAGGAAAGUGACCUUCUUUGAGCCGGGCUCUGUGGAGGAGAGCCAGUCGCUGGGUGAGUGGUUCAGGGGCAGGGUUGCUUUGAUAUGGACUCAGAUUUAUGUAGUAGACUUUGCUUUUGGAUUUGAUAUUAGAGAUUUUACUUAUUUGACUUAAACCCUUUUGGCUCUUUGGGGAGCAUAGGUAAUUCACAAUCUUCCUCCAGCGGGCUUGGUGUUGUGCGGGAUGACAGAUUUAGUAUUUUGACAUGAGGGAUGCUUUUACAUUACAUGGGUGUUCCAUCCCCUAUUCUCCUUCCUGCCCAGUGUUUUACAUGUCUGUCUCUCUGGCGCCCCCUAUCUCUCAGGCUCCAAGGCAGAGGACUACCGCCAGCCCUACCUCAGCCACCAGCAGCUCCCAGCAGGUAUCCUGCCCAUGGUGGCAGAGGUGGCCCAGGCUAUAGGGGCCAGCCCCAGUCAGGGGCACCAGAACAAGGGCUACGGCCCCCGGACCAACCCAGCCAAGGUGUGUGUGUGUCAGUAUGUGUCUGUGUCUAGUGUGUGUUUUUAGUUAUCGACAUUAGUCUUGAUGAUAUUAUUUUAGCUCGGUUUCCUUUGUAUAUUUAUUUUAGUCCUGUGAUGUUCUCUGUUACUUCUUGAAUGUUUUGAUGAAAUGUGUCUUUGUAUAAAGAUAAGCACUAUGCAAAUAAACUGUUAUUAUUGUUAAAGCUGCAAUAUGUAACUUUUUGGGUGACCCAACCAAAUUCACAUAGAAAUAUGAGUUAUAGAUCUGUUGUUCUUAUUGACAGCAAGUGUAAGAAGCGAUAUCUGUUCAAUGUGCGCUUUUUCUAUGCUUCCCGUUCUUAAGUUUUGUUUUUGCGUCUUUUAAUUUCAGUGUUGUACAUCAGCUUCAAACAGCUGAAAAUACAAUGUUUUUGGUUAUUUAAAAGAUAUGGUACAAUGAUUCUCUACACUAUACAUUGCUUGUUUUGUCACAUAAACUGAAAGUAGGCAUACUAUUAGAAUUUUAGCAACCAGGAAAUGGCGGAGCGAUUUCUGCAUAUUGCACCUUUUUAAUGUUAUUAUUAUAUUAAGGCCACCCUGACGGCCAUGAUCGCCAACGAGCUGCUGUACGCUGGUACUUCCCUGACCGCCGAUACCAUCCUGAAGAGUCAGAACGGUAUGGCUCAUCUAGUACCUCAUGGACCCCUGACCAGAACCUCCGAACAGCUCAGCUACCUAGCCAACGUACAAGGCCUGCAGGUAAACACAGACGCGCGCAAGCAUGUGUGCGAACACACACAAUGAAACUUUUUAUUAAUGUAUUCUGGAUUGUUAGUAUUAAAAACCCUUUGUUUUUUUCCUUGCAGGUGGAUUACAAAGACUUCCCCAAAAACAACAAGAAUGAAUUUGUAUCGCUGAUUAACUGCUCCUCCCAGCCGCCUCUUAUCAGCCACGGCAUUGGCAAGGACGUGGAGUCCUGUCACGACAUGGUGAGACACACAGACAACCACACUGAAGGAGCUCUGAUGGUUAGACCAGAAUCUUUUUCAUUAGGGCACACCAUAGCUAAACAUUUUGAUAUGGGGGGAAAAAAGCAUAUUGGACAUGUUCAGAAUGUACUUCCCUGUUUCACCUGUGCCCUCUGAACACGACCCAGAUGCUUUAAAUCAGACAUAUAUUGGCACUAGCACUAGGGAAAUUAUGAUAUAGGCUAUAUCAAAUGUUCCAAUCCCCCCCCCCCCCCCCCCCCCCCCAUCCACAGGCAGCCUUGAAUAUCCUGAAGUUACUGUCAGAGCUGGACCAGCACCAGCACCAGCAGCAGACCAAUGAAAGGACAGGGAGCAGACCAACCUCUGGGUAAGACCACAUGUCUGAUAGGUCAGAUGUGGACCAGUAUGAGAACACUAUUAUUGCGGUUGAAUAAUACGUUUUUUCAUAGGGUUGCAAAACUGGGAACUACUUUCCCUACUUUCCCUCCAACCGGAGAAUUUGGUCUGUAUGACUUGGUAACGCUGAUCUGUCUUGUGUUGCUUCUGUAGGUGUGGCAAACAGGACAUGGACGGCAGCGACUCUCUCCUUAUCAAACAGGCUAACUCAAGCACCUUGGGACAACAGACUCUGGAUGGCACUGUGUAGGCAGAUGCACACCAUUGGUUGUUUGAAAGAAGCACUAAAAGAAAACUCUGACACUGUGUUCUGAUAGGCUGUUUUAGAAUUAUACAGGAAGCUCAGGGCAACUGUAGGCUCUAAAGCAUCACUAGUGUUUAUAUUAUAUUAAAUGUUCCAAAAUGUUCACAGUUAAACAAGAUUGAUAGAAUAAAAAGUAAGUUUAUUUCCUCCUCCUUAAUGUUGUUUAAUUGUACACAUUUAUAAUUUUUUGGUUGCUUGAUAGAAAAAUGUAGCUGCAUCGUAUCCGAUAUGUAAUGGCAGUCCGCUCUGUUGAGAUAGAAUGGGAUAAUGUUAUAACUGUGAAAAGAAGCUUUGUUUUGAGUAGAAGCGUUUUCUCUCUUUUUUCCCUUUUCUGUUAACGAAAAUUUAUUUCUCUUGUUUUUAAAUGUUGUUUUAUUGUUCUUCUUUAACCCGGGGCCUGGAAUUCUUGGUGGGUUGUUCACAAACAUGGCUUCAAAAACAUUUGGAAAUAUUUCAAAUACUUUAGUCUGACUGGAGUGCCAGAUGGACAGGUUUGCAGUUAAGCCACUAUUCCAUUUGUUCCAUUGUGCCAGGCAAGCUCAAUCAAUCCCAGCUAAAGUAUUUGAAAUGAUUUGAAAUGGCUUUUGAACCCAGGUCUACUGUAGUUGUUACAAUAGUGUUUACUUGUGAAGUAUGUUACCCCAUGGAAGGAUAGGAUGCAGCUAGCAAACCACUGUUGAUUUUCCUAGAGUGCUUUAUAACAACAACAACCACCACAAGUGAACAGUGUUUAUUUACAUUACCAUGUAGGACUGGGAAGGUUUUGAGACUAAGUGUAGCGCGUGUGUGUGUGUGAUGUUGUCUAUCCCCACUGAGAGGUGGCGGGGCAGUAUAAAUCUGUGUUGCUCUCCCCUUUCGUCUCUCCCCCUCCCUCGGUGUCAAACCACCUCUCUGCUCCCCAUGGAAUGUAAGUAAAACGUGUGUGCUGUCACGAACAAAACAAAA